Labrus bergylta (ballan wrasse) is the source of this 1107-nucleotide messenger RNA. RefSeq names its product YEATS domain containing 4 (gene yeats4). Lineage: Eukaryota; Metazoa; Chordata; Actinopteri; Labriformes; Labridae. Gene Ontology annotation, biological process: regulation of DNA-templated transcription. The record is from RefSeq and is a predicted model, not a curated record.
UACACCCUGACACUAUCUACUUCCGGCGGUUGUUUGUUUGGCUGCCGAUUUUUGAAACAAGAUCGCCGGCUAAAUAAAGCAAAAAAGCUUUUAAAUGCUUUAAAUGGCAGGUUUAUUACAUGUGGACACACGCUGAAGUACACUAGCAGAUCUACUGAACUCGUCCCACCGUACUAUGUUCAAAAAGAUGACUGAAUUUGGUCCAGAUUCCGGGGGGAGAGUGAAGGGAGUAACGAUCGUGAAGCCCAUCGUGUUUGGAAACGUCGCCCGCUACUUCGGGAAGAAGAGAGAGGAGGACGGUCACACUCAUCAGUGGUCUGUUUAUGUGAAGCCUUACAGAAACGAGGAUAUGUCUGCUUAUGUGAAGAAGAUUCAGUUCAAACUACAUGAGAGCUAUGGUAACCCACUGAGAGUGGUGACUAAACCUCCGUAUGAGAUAACAGAGACGGGCUGGGGAGAGUUUGAGAUCAUCAUUAAGAUCUUCUUCAUCGACCCCAAUGAGAGACCUGUAACUCUCUACCAUCUGUUGAAGCUGUUCCAGUCAGACUCCAGUGCCAUGCCGAAGAAGACUGUUGUUUCUGAAUUCUAUGAUGAAAUGAUAUUCCAGGAUCCUACAGCAAUGAUGCAGCAACUACUGACCACAUCAAGACAGCUCACACUGGGAGCGUACAAGCAUGAGACAGAGUUCAGUGAGCAGGAGCAGAGGACCAAGGAGAAAAUGGAAGCAGCAAAGAAGAGAACCAGCCAAGAGAUCACAGAGCUGAAAGACAAACUAAAGGCCAGCAGAGAAAACAUCAACCACCUGAAGGCAGAGAUCAGGAAACUGGAGGAGGAAGGAGACAACAAGGAGCACUGAGAAAUAAACAAGGACAACACACACAUGCACACACAUAAUGUCAAACAGUUUGUUUCUUUGUGUUCCUGACCACGUAACUGAAAACAAAACUAAGACUUUGGUGUUAUCAAUACACAAUCCUCUGCAUCCUCUAAUGUGUUUUUUCAGAAUAAGUCUUAUCCAUAAUUUUGUUAUUAGUUUUGUUUUGAAUGUUAAUCGCUAAUUAAUUGAUUUUUUUUUUUUAAACUGAUUUUGUGGUUUUCUACAUAAAG